AGGAGGGGUGGGGGGGUGUGGCGCUGACCCUCUCCCAUUCACCAAAACAACACACGUCCGUUUGGCUCGUACAUUGCUGUCGUAAAUAGCAGAGGUUGGAGGGUUUGGUCUCCUUGGUGGGUGCUCCUUCCGUCCGUCCCUCCGCAGGCUGAACACCGGGCUGCGGAUAAAAACGCGCUCCUCGCAGGGAUCCUCAUCGCAUUACGCACAUUCUAACCCUGGAUGCGACGCUACGCCGCGACAAACAUGCGAUAACCACGGCGUGUCAGCACCAUGAUCCAUGGCUGUGCUGCGUGUGUUGCUGGAGGAGAUUGAAUGUCUCUAAAAUCUCAAGGCUGUGAGCCCUGUGCAGGGUGGUGAUGAGCAGUCAGGGCAGCAGCAGGGGAAGUGGCCAGCAUGCGGACACUCCUCCCCCACGUCACGCCCCUGGACCCAAACUGCAGGUGCAACGCUCCCUCUCUCGAGACACCAUCACCAUCCACUUCUCCGCCCUGGGGAAAGAGGAAGACGAUGAAGAAGAGGAGCUUUACGGGGCGCCUGUUGAACCUGAACCUAAAUCUGAGCAGGAUGAAGCUUCGGGGGGUGAUGACCACUGUGUUGCAACGGGCUUGGAGGCAAAAGAGGAGCUGCUGUUUGAAUCCACCGCAGAGGAAGUUUCAUCCGGAGCUGCCGUGCUCCCUGUUUCAUCCUCCACCUUGUCUGUGCAGCCCUCAGACCCUCACCCACACACACCAUCUGCAGCCAUGACUAUAAUCCCUACCUCCACCCACUCCCACCUGACCUCCGCCCCUAACGCCAGCUCCUCCUGGCCCUCUGACCGACCCUUAGCCAAUCCCCCUUCCACGAGCUCCAGUUCCUCCUCCUCCUCCCCUUGUAAGUCUACAACGCUGUCAUCCUCCAAGCCUUUUCUCAGCUUGGUCAGGUCCUUGUCUAAUGAUGUAGAGUCUCGAGAAAACACAGCUGUGCCCACCACAGUUGCACCAACACAUGCACGCCACCGCCACUUAAUGAAAUCAUUUGUGAAGUCCCUCUCCACGGACACUUCAAAGACCGAAAACCAAGAAGGGCCACUUCACCACUAUCUUCAUCAUCCCCCUCAUCAGCAGCAAGUGCAACCAUCCCAGCGCCCUCCACCUCGCAACAUGCAGCUCUUCAAACAGUUUUCUCAGCCACGCUUGUGCUCUAGCCCUGUCAUUGUCAGUCAAGCGGGCGGUGACUCCAAAACAGCUCCUUCCUCGCCAAUUAUGUCCCCAGAUGGCAGGUCCUUUUUUAAGGUUCAGGAGGUGGAGGCUAAAAUAGAAGACACCAAGCGGCGGCUGUCGGAGGUGAUGUCAGACCCUCUGCAGCUUUUCAGUAAGAUCAUGGGGGAUGAGUCUGGCGUCGGAGCGGCAGGGAGCGCCACUCAUCGCGCCAAAUCUCUUUCCUCCAGUGCGUCAGAGCUGAGCGGGGUAACAGCAGUGAACGGACACGCUGAAAGUACCAACAGCUACAGCAUUAAGGAGGAGGAGGUGGCAGAAGGGGAGGAAGACGAGGAAACUCCGACGGGCAAAGGCCCCGACUCUGUGUUUUUCUCUUUCCCGUCACUUGCUCCAGCUCCACCCUCCUCCACCCUUUCCAAGUCUCCGUCUCUCACUCUGGGCCGCUGCUCUAUGUCGGCCCUGGUAGCUCGACAGGAAGACGAGGAUUUCUGUGAACUGUAUAGUGAGGAUUUUGAGAUAUGUACUGACACAGAGACCCCAGACGGGGAUUACCCAGGGUCCCGGCCGCCCCACACUGGUAGCACAGGAUUGUGUAGUGAACUUGACACAGAGGAGGAGGAUAGAGUGGUGCAGGAGGUGGAGACGGUGCCUGUAACUGGCCUCAUCUUCCUGACACAGUUGGUGUACUGGUAUUUAGUCCUUCCGGUCCCACCCUACAUGUGUGCUGUUGUACAUGGAGUAGUAGCUGGGUUCAUGCUGGCCAUCCUGGUCCUUUGGCUGUCCUCUUCUCGACAUUCCUCCUCAGGAACAGGAAGAGGCAGACGAAGGAUAGAGCACUGGAAUGUGGCCCAGUUGGAUAUUAAAGAACCGGGCAUUUUCAAGGGCUGGAUGAAUGAGAUCCACAGCUAUGACCCUGAGAUGUACCACGCCACCCUGACCCACUCUGUUUACGUCCGUCUGGAGGGCUCUGUCUUGCGCUUGUCAAAGCCCAACAGGAACAUCUCCCGCCGUGCCGCUCACAACGAGCCUAAACCUGACGUCACGUAUAUUAGCCAGAAGAUCUAUGACCUGACUGAUAGCAAGAUCUACCUGAUGCCCCAGAGUCUAGCAAGGAAGAGAGUGUGGAACAAAAAAUACCCAAUUUGCAUUGAGCUGGCCAAGCAGGAGGACUUCAUGUCUAAGGCUCAGGGAGAGAGACCCGAGUCUGGGGAGGACAAACUCACAGGGCCCAGUGAGAAAGUAGAAAAAAUUGACAAGAGUGAAAAAGUAGAAGGAACCACCGAGGAGCCCAAAAGACCAGCUUCUGGAGGAGGUGAUCUGACAAUCUACCUGUUUGGGAGGACAGGUCGGGAAAAGGAGGAGUGGUUUCGGAGAUUUCUGCUCGCAUCCCGGAUGAAAUCAGAGGGGAGAGGCAGCAGUCUGCCUGCCAUCUGUAAGAGUGCCUUCUUGCCCUCUCACAGCCGCAGUAGCAGCACCCAAUCUGGUGGAGGCCUGGAGGCUGACAGCAGGAGCAGCAGCCGGGGAAGUCUGGAUGAGCUGUCUCAGCCUCAGUCUCGCAACAGAGAGAUCCCAGCCACUCUGCCCUGUGUCGCUGCCGGGGGGACGAAACAGAAAAUGCUGCUGGACUAUAAUGUCUACAUGGCUAAAUAUGUGAACCCCCAGGCGCCUUCGAGAAGCCCAACUGGCACUGACAGCCCUGGGAACAGUCCUGAGAGCAGCCCCAAAACCACUAAAAAGAUACCCAGGAGUUCAGAUGCACCUGUGGAACCCGAGGCCUGGGUCAAUGCUUUUUUGGGAAGGAUAUUCUGGGACUUCCUUGGUGAGAAGUACUGGGCCAAUGUAGUCUCCAAAAAGAUCCAAAUGAAACUCAGUAAGAUCAGGCUGCCGUAUGUUAUGAAUGAGCUGACAUUGACAGAGCUAGACAUGGGCUUUUCCAUUCCUAAGAUCCUUCAUGCCUCCAAACCCUCUGUGGACCACCAAGGUCUGUGGUUCGAUCUGGAGGUCUCCUACACAGGGUCCUUCCUCAUGACACUAGAGACCAAGAUGAACCUGGCUCGUCUAGGAAAAGAGGGCGAGGGGCUGGGAGAGCAUGGGAAAGAAUGGCCAAGAACAUACUGUCUAGCUGACAGUGACGAGGAAUCUUCAAGUGCUGGCUCAUCAGAUGAGGAGGAUCCCCCAGAACUCCUCAGUGACAAACCCAUUCUGCCUGGAGGCGAAGGCUACGUGGGAGGCCACAGGCCCAGCAAGAUCAUGCGUUUUGUGGACAAGAUAGCCAAGUCAAAGUACUUCCAGAAAGCCACUGAGACAGAGUUUAUUAAGAAGAAGAUGGAGGAGGUGUCGAACACACCCCUGCUGCUCACUGUGGAGGUGCAGGAAUGUCGCGGGACACUGGCUGUCAACAUCCCGCCUCCCCCCACUGACAGGAUAUGGUAUGGUUUCAGGAGUCCACCUCAUCUGGAACUGAAAGCACGGCCUAAACUUGGGGAAAGGGAGGUCACCUUAGUUCAUGUAACGGACUGGAUAGAGAAGAAACUUGAUCAGGAAUUCCAGAAAAUAUUUGUGAUGCCAAACAUGGAUGACGUAUGGCUACCCAUAAUGCACUCAGCCAUGGACACCCGCUCAAAUGCCAACUUGGUUACUGUGACAAAUGAUGCCUUGAAGGACCCAGAACCGUUGGACUCUGAGGUCUCUGACAUAUGAAGACUGCUGUUCACAGUGUACACUGAUGGACAUUUUAUCACCGUGGCAAUAUGACAAGUACCCACCCACAUCAGCAACUACAGGUGCAGCAAUGGGCAGACGCGACACCCCCUUCCUUUUUAUCCUCAGUCUGAUCCCACUGCUGCACCAGUCUGUGGCCACAUAUGAAGUUCAUUCUCGAAACUACAUGUGUCGGUAAGAUCGGAAUAAUUUGUGGCCACUAAAAGCAGUAGACUCAAAGAGAAAAUUGACUCAAAGAUUGUCAUUUAAUCACACAGUUUUAUUUGUGUGACAUUAAAUGUUCUGAUUAAUUCAUUAGGGCAUGUUCAGCCUGUUUAACAAAUGUACAUGGUGAUGGAUCACCAAAUAGCCAUCAGAUUCAACCAGAACCAUAAUACCUGUGAUGUACAGCUGCACCAAACAUGAUAGUUGUACAGUGUAUACAGUACUUUUGUGUGACCUUUCUAAUUGAAUGGUUUCUUGUUCCUCUAACUUUAUGAGAACUUGAAGGCCUCUUUAUGAAAAGUAUGUCUGAGUGAGCAAAGGUUUAAGGGAUUAAUCCUAUUAUCCGCUGAAGGUUUUGCUGAAAGCCCCUGCAUCUUUUAAUAACAUUUCAAAGGGAUAGCAAAACUUCUCCUCACUGCUGCCUGUGCCAGGUGUCUGGCACCUAUAUGCAAACAGAUCAAUGGCACUGUGUCCAUCUAGGAUGCUAGGUCAGUUUAGAUCCACCCUCCUACUACUGUAGAUGGACACAGUCAUAACAUACAGCCUGUGUGCUUUAAUUGAAACAUUAUGUCAUAGGGCGUAGUGCUAAAACUGACUUCUUAGGUGUCGUAUAAAUCCAAACUUCUCUGCAAACACAGCAGCUGAACAUUGCCUAGGUCUGAUGAAUGUAUAAAUAGGAAUGCAGCUCCCUAGCUGUGCAGUGAGCAGGUCAUUCACUGAUGAUGUGCUUUUACGCAUCAAGCUUCAAGACUUCUUUUCAUGUUAUAUUCAGCGUUGAACUAAAGUAAUAACUUUUCUGUUUUAAUUGCCAAAGCAAUCUUUCAGUCCUGCUUGGAGGGUAUUGUACUGUAUGUCAUAAACAGUGACAAAUAAGCAGUUGUUUAAACUGAAGAGACUCCGGUGACUGACUUGCACAGCCAAUAUUUGGAUUUCUGUAGCUGGAAAUAAAUAAGACAGUGAUAUAAUCUGCAGGUAAAUGAUUUCUGAGGACAUCAGGAGACUGAAUCCUUUUAAAGUGUGUAACACUCCAACCUUGAGUUCAGCUCAAACAUGGGUGACAUGCCCUGUCCCAUUUUCUUUUAAUAAAUCACUGGAUAUUAGCCAUAUUAUUUAUUAUUAUUAGCAGUCAUUCAGUUGUUGAAUGCUGUGUUUUAAUAUUUAUUGAUUUGCUGUUCUUUCUGUACUGUACACAUCAAAGAGGAAUAACACCAAUCAAUGACCAUAAUAUAUUUACAGUCUGCCAAGACACCCGGCUGCUUUACAGGUUACUUUAUCUUUAAAUGUGUUACGUUUCAAUAUGUGUUGGCAAAGCGUAUGAGGCAGAAAGUGCCUUUAAAGUAAUCAAACAUUCCUCCAUAGUGAGCCACCACAUUUGUUGCAUCAGUUGAGGAUAGAGAAUUUUUUCGUGCCAUUACUGUGUUAAGACAUGCCCUUUGUUUUCACAAGUUUUGGUGUUGUUCUUUUGCACAGUGAUGAAAAUAUCAAACAUUGCUGUUGUGUUCAGUGAUGUCACAAAAUGUUAUGGUUCUGAUCGUUGUGGAUCAAUAAAACCUUUUGCUUGGAAA
Messenger RNA from Sphaeramia orbicularis (orbiculate cardinalfish), 5689 nucleotides. RefSeq names its product testis expressed 2 (gene tex2). Gene Ontology annotation, cellular component: endoplasmic reticulum. The record is from RefSeq and is a predicted model, not a curated record. Lineage: Eukaryota; Metazoa; Chordata; Actinopteri; Kurtiformes; Apogonidae. The transcript is spliced from 13 exons. Gene Ontology annotation, molecular function: lipid binding. Bases 360 to 3899 code for a protein of 1179 amino acids.